AUGUAUCGCCCCCAAAAUUACAAUUAUUCUAACCGAAUGCGGAACGGAAGGCGAAAUCAUGCAAAGUUUCGUCAGAAUACCUUGCCAUCUAUUGAGGUGCAAAGGAAUUUUAACGCUUCCUGUUUUUCAAGGUAUCCACAAACUCCUUACAUUCAAGGUCCACCCUUCUUUUCGUUAUAUCCACAAGGUUCUUCUUACAGCUCCUCUCCAUUUCCAAGCUUUUACAACCAAUCUCAGAUGUUACCCUUCUAUGAUCCAGCCAUUGUUAAUAUUCCUCAAAGUAUGUUUUUACCGGAAUAUUCUCCAGAGGCUUUCCAGUUUCCCCAACUUCCUAUAAAUUCAUCUAUGGAUGUACUUGGGAAUAAUCUAAGUACACUCUUAUAUGCCUGUCUAGUUAACACAGUGGAGGGUAUGGCAACUAGAAAGUCACAGACAAAUAAAGAAUCUGUAACUGAUGAAGUUGACGGAAUUCGGAUAGUAAUCAGACCAUUUACAAUUGAUUCAAGUCGAUUCACAAAGGAGGAAUUAAAUUUUCAAAAUAAUAUUGUGUCAAGUACAUCCGAGGAAGAAAAGAAAGAUGAAGCAUGA
This is a messenger RNA of Rodentolepis nana, 588 nucleotides long. The record is from the annotation of a GenBank genome assembly. Lineage: Eukaryota; Metazoa; Platyhelminthes; Cestoda; Cyclophyllidea; Hymenolepididae.